UCUUGUAGAUGAAAAAUAAAACACAAGGCGUUAUAUUAUAUGAGUACGGAAUGAUUAUCAUCCAGAUAAUUGCAUUUCGCCAAAUGUUUAUCACAUGACCCUACGUGUAAUUGAUAUCUUAAUACAGUAUUAACGUUAGCUGAUUUCUAACUUUAUAAUAUACGUAUACAGUCACAAAAGAUUAUGCGAGGCAUUUCAGUCCAUCAACCUGCAGGAGACUCUGCCAACAACAUAAAUGAAGUUACUUCCCUAGUUAUUUGAGCAGAAAUUUAAACUCAUCAUGAUGCAUGGUCUCGAAAGUAUGCAAAACAUUGACAAAGUUUGCAAAACUUCACAAAUCCUGAAAAGAAAAACGUGAUUUUUAAACUAUUCCACAAUGAAGUGCUAAAUACUUGACAAAGCAUUCUCAAAUGAAAAAAUGAAGAUACAUAUUUAUAUUCAUUUUAGACUUGUCAUUUUUUGCUUUGCAACAAUUUAUAUUAAUGCUGAUACAAAAAUUUUCAAGCGAAUAGAUAUAGGUACUGAUUAUAAAUUUAGGUUAGGUGGGCUCUUUCCUGUCCACAACAGAGGGUACAACGAAACUAUGUCCUGUGGGGACAUUCUUAUAGGUAAAGGCGUCCAACGUCUGGAGGCAAUGCUGUACGCCAUAGACCAAAUCAACAACAAUCAAACCUACUGGAAUUUCACUCUUGGAGCUACAAUCUUAGAUACCUGUUCUUUUGACUCCUAUGCUCUUGACCAAUCCCUGCAAUUCCUGCAGUCAUCUUGCGAUUCCAUCAAAAGAAGGGUAACCGGAGUUGUUGGUGCUGCCAAUAGCGCAGUAUCGGAGUCUGUAGCGAACAUCUUUCGACUAUUCAAGAUACCUCAAGUCAGUUAUGCAUCAACAAGCGAAGAACUAGACAAUCUACAUAAAUAUCCUUUUUUCUUCCGAGUGGUACCAUCUGAUCGUUUUCAGGUUCGAGUCAUUCUAGACAUCCUGUUUACAUUUCAGUGGACUUUUAUCUCCGCCGUGGCUUCGAAAGGAGAUUACGGAGAGACCGCUAUCCAGAGUUUACAAGGUCUUAUUCGGAAUACUACAUUCGAAGAAAUCUGUUUUGCUACAGUUCAGAUUCUUCCGAGGAAUCCGACUUCAGAAGACUAUGACUCAGCCAUCCACCAUCUUGAAGAGUACGAAAAAGCGAGAGUCGUAGUAGUAUUUUUGAAUGAAGAUAAAACUAAAGAUCUCUUAACUGCAGUAAGGCGCAAUCGAGUUCCUUCUGAGAGGUUUGUGUGGAUUGGGAGUGAUGGCUGGGGCGCCAAAACGUAUCCUGUGGAAGGAAACGAAAUGCAAGCGGCAGGUGCUAUUACCAUAUUACCAAAAAGAUUCCCAGUCAAGGCAGGUUUCAAUGAAUACUUCAAGUCACUGAAUCCACGUAAUAAUACCAGAAACAUAUGGUUCAAAGAGUACUGGGAGGCUCAGUUUGACUGCACGUUUAAUGACAGGAGUCUGUUAAGCGAACGGAAGAAACUCUGCACAGGCGAUGAAGACAUUGGAAAUUCGUUUCGUCAAGAAGGGUUGGUGCCAAUGGUCAUAGAUUCAGUUUACGUCUUGGCUAAUGCAAUAAGAUCUUUAUGUAAAGAAUAUCCCGAAUUCUGCACUGGUAAAGGCGAUAAAUACAGGAAUUUGUUGAAAGAAUACAUUAUAAAUACAACUUUUAGAAGCUCGCAAGAUCAUGAUAUGAUUAUUAGUUUUGAUUCUACAAGAAGUAUUCCCGUAAAUUACACUAUCUACCAGUUUAAAAAGGCUUAUAAAAUUGGAGACAUUUACGAAUACAAAGCUAUUGGAGAAUGGAACCCUUACACGAAAUUACGAAUGCGAUCCGCUCCAGUGUGGAAUUGGAAAGACUAUGUGGAUGAAUUAGGUAAGCCAGUGUCCAGUUGUAGUGAACAAUGCGAGCUCGGAGAGGAAAGGAUACGUAGUUUGCAUCUUCACAGACGCUGCUGCUGGACCUGCCGGCCAUGCGAGGCAGAGUACUUUCUUCCUGAUCCUUAUGGCCAUUGUACAGAAUGUCCACAAGGUCAAAUACCGAAUAGAGAUAAGACUUCUUGUAUAGAACUAAAGCCGGAAUACAUUGGUCGAAACCUCAACAGCCCGUGGGCUUUAGUGCCAUUCGUCUUUUCAUUGUUUGGUAUCCUAUGCACGUCUGCGGUAUUUGCCAUCUUCUUAAUAUAUCACAAGACUCCAAUUAUAAUGGCAUCAGGAAGAGAACUUUGUUAUAUUAUCCUGAUUGGGAUUACAUUUUGUUAUUGCUUCACUUUCGUAGUACUUUCACAACCAACAGAAGUUAGCUGUGGCAUGCUACGCAUUGGUAUGGGACUUGGCUUGGCGGUUUGCUAUUCGGCCAUCUUCACAAAGACCAAUCGAAUAUCUAGAAUCUUCAAUCGUAAUCUAAGGAUUACAAGACGUCCAUCCUAUAUAAGUCCUGAAUCUCAAAUUGUUAUCUGCCUAUGUUUAAUCCUCAUUCAAGUGACUUUGACAGUCUUAUGGCUCAUCAUUAAACCACCUUCCAUGAGACAAAUGCUACUGGAAAAUCCACGUGCGUGGGUUGUGGUGUGCAAUUACGAUGGAAUAUCUGUUAUUCUAGGAUUAUCAUAUAAUAUGGUUCUCAUUAUUCUGUGUACAGUUGCUUACAAAACCAGAAACAUUCCAGAAAACUUCAAUGAGUCAAAAUACAUUAGUUUUACUAUGUAUUCUUCUUGCAUAGUAUGGUUGGCUUUCGUACCAAUAUAUUGCAGCACAUGGCAGGACUACAAGGUUCAAUCAACAAUAUUAUGCAUGAGCGUCAGCAUAAGUGGCACUGUGACUUUGGCUUGCUUAUUUUUGCCUAAAAUUUACAUCGUUAUCUUUCGACCAGAAAAGAAUAUCCGCUAUCCGAGUUCUGCAAACAACACCGGGACUGGUAACUAUACCACUACACAGCCAGUAAGGUUUCUGAGACCAGUUCCAAACACGGAAUAAAUACAGUAGCUUUGCGGUGAGAAUAGCAUCAUGUCUGUGAUACAUUUUAUUUACAUUGCCAAACAUUUAAAAAAAAUAUUAUUAUUUACGACAUCAAAAGAAAAGAAGGCUAAUGCAUGGAAUUUUCACAAAAUUAAAUUCCAAUUAAUUGUUGAGUUAUUAAAUUUUAUUCCAUCAUGGCUUUGAUUUGGGACAGCUUGGUGGAACAGCCUGACAGCGUGGUUUUCCCUGGAUCACAUUUCACAAAGAUGCGUCGCAUUUUGUAUGUAAUGAUGCCUUUAAAUGCAGAUCGCAUAUUUUACUUCAGACAGAGAUAGAAUUCUUCAUAAUGAUGGUCAGGCACAAAAUUGCUAGAAUCUUUAUGAAAGUCAGUUUUAACUUUAAAAAAUUAACUUUCAUGAAGUUCCCAGCAAUAUUACAAAGCGACAUCACCGUGCAAGUCGAAUUUUUGUUUCCUUUUUUAAUCAGAAUUGCAAAUUCAGGUUCUACUUACAGAGAGCCAGGCUAACGGGACUUCAUAAAGGUUGCUUUAUAAAAUUAAAAACUGAUGUUCAUGAAAGUGUACCUUUACGCCUAGGCAUGGUUGUGAAUGUUUCAGCCUUGGAAAAUAUUGAUCGAUUAUGAAAAUAAGACCGAAGAUAAGAUUCGAAAACAGUUCGAUGAUAAUGAUGAACAUAUUCACAAAUUGUGCCAUCUUUCUGAAGGGGAACAGUUCUGAAAGGCAUCCAUUUUUCCCUUAUGUAACCCUGAUUUCCUCAGAAAAUUUUCCGCAGAUGUACAAUAGUAUUUUACGUUUCCCGUCUCGAGUGACUAGUCACUCUUAACUAACAAAUCCAUGUAAUAUAUUUCUUUAAAAAUCAACAUCCAUCAAAAAUAUCAGAGUUUGGAUAUAACCAGGUUGGAUCAGAGAGAUAUUGGAUAUAACUAAAAAAUUUACAGUGCAAGCAACAUUACUAGAUUGUGAAUGUACCAGAUGCAAGAGAGUAAAACUGUAAUGCAUAAGAAAGAUACUAUAAAUCUUAUCACAGUAAAACUGCCAUAGUUUAGAGACGUACUAGAGUCAUUCAGUGACAUUAGUACAAUUACAAUUAGUACAUCUACUAAUGUAACUCAGUGAGCUAGUCACAUAUAAACGUAUGUUCAUAAGCAUUUAUUAUCUAAAAUUUUAGUAAACAUCUUUCAAGUAUUUUGACGCAUAUUUUAUAUGUUUCUUUAGGAAAACUUCAUAAAUUCAGAAUAUAAAAUAUUUCAGGAGUUUAUGCAAUUCAUUCGACUCCAUAUGGUUCUUGUUUCACAACUUAUGUAAAAUAAUAUAACAUAUGAUUUCUUUUAUCUAACUAAUGAAAAGUUUGCUUUGUAAGUUAUUGUUUCAAAUAAAGAUAUAAUACAUCUAAAUGUUGCUAUAAUAUAAUCUGUACUUCAAAUCUAACGAAAUAUCAAGCUGUUCAAAUGAAGAAGCUUUUAGCCACAAAAAAAAGUGGAAGAGCAAGAAAACAUAACAGCUACAUAAUACGUAUAACAGCUUUAGUUUUUUUUUCCCUUUAUUUGUAUGAUAAAUGGUUGAAAAUUUUUAAUAAAGAAAUCUCCAUUACUAUUCAAAUUUAAAA
This is a messenger RNA of Stegodyphus dumicola, 4605 nucleotides long. RefSeq names its product metabotropic glutamate receptor 3-like. Gene Ontology annotation, cellular component: membrane. Gene Ontology annotation, molecular function: G protein-coupled receptor activity. The record is from RefSeq and is a predicted model, not a curated record. NCBI's taxonomy places the organism in Eukaryota, Metazoa, Arthropoda, Arachnida, Araneae, Eresidae. Gene Ontology annotation, biological process: G protein-coupled receptor signaling pathway.